UACACGCGGAGCGGCCGGAGCUUUCGGCCUCAGUCAGGCGCUCGGCUCCGUUUCGGUUUCACUUCCGGUGAGGGGCCGCCUCAGAGCGGGUGGUUAGCCGACGGCGAGCGCAGGCGGCGGCGGUGACUGCGGCGCCGCUGCCGGGGGGCGUGCAGCAGCGCGGCGGCAGCGGCGGCUGGGCCUCGAGCGCCCGCAGCCCACCUCUCAGGGGCGGGCUCCCGGAGCGAGCAGGGCGGACGAGAAGAUGGAGGAGCUGGUGGUGGAAGUGCGGGGCUCCAAUGGCGCUUUCUACAAGGCAUUUGUAAAAGAUGUUCAUGAAGAUUCAAUAACAGUGGCAUUUGAAAACAACUGGCAGCCAGAGAGGCAGAUUCCAUUCCAUGAUGUGAGAUUCCCACCACCUGUAGGUUAUAAUAAAGAUAUAAAUGAAAGCGAUGAAGUUGAGGUUUAUUCCAGAGCAAAUGAAAAAGAGCCUUGCUGUUGGUGGUUAGCUAAAGUGAGGAUGAUAAAGGGUGAGUUUUAUGUGAUAGAAUAUGCAGCAUGUGAUGCUACAUACAAUGAAAUUGUCACAAUUGAACGUUUACGAUCAGUUAAUCCCAACAAACCUGCCACAAAAGAUACUUUCCAUAAAAUCAAACUGGACGUGCCAGAAGACUUACGACAAAUGUGUGCCAAAGAAUCGGCACAUAAGGACUUUAAAAAGGCAGUUGGUGCCUUUUCUGUAACUUAUGAUGCAGAAAACUAUCAGCUUGUCAUUUUGUCUAUCAAUGAAGUCACCUCAAAGCGUGCACACAUGCUGAUUGACAUGCACUUUCGGAGUCUGCGCACUAAGCUGUCUCUGAUACUGAGGAAUGAGGAAGCCAGUAAGCAGCUAGAGAGUUCAAGGCAACUUGCCUCAAGGUUUCACGAACAGUUUAUCGUACGAGAAGAUCUGAUGGGUCUAGCUAUUGGUACUCAUGGUGCUAAUAUUCAGCAAGCUAGAAAGGUACCUGGGGUCACAGCUAUCGAUCUAGAUGAAGAUACCUGCACAUUUCAUAUUUAUGGGGAGGAUCAGGAUGCAGUGAAAAAGGCUCGAAGCUUUCUGGAAUUUGCUGAAGACGUCAUACAAGUUCCAAGGAACUUAGUAGGCAAAGUAAUAGGAAAAAAUGGAAAACUGAUUCAGGAGAUUGUGGACAAGUCAGGAGUUGUGAGGGUGAGAAUUGAAGCUGAAAAUGAGAAAAAUGUUCCACAAGAAGAGGAAAUUAUGCCACCAAAUUCCCUACCUUCCAGUAACUCAAGGGUUGGACCUACUCCUUCAGAAGAAAAAAAGCAUAUAGAUGUAAAGGAAAACAGCACUCAUUUUUCUCAGCCUAACAGCACAAAAGUCCAGAGGGUGUUAGUGGUUUCAUCAAUUGUAGCAGGGGAAUCCCAGAAACCUGAACUCAAGGCUUGGCAGGGUAUGGUACCAUUUGUUUUUGUGGGAACAAAAGACAGCAUCGCUAAUGCCACUGUUCUUCUGGAUUAUCACCUGAACUAUUUAAAGGAAGUAGACCAGUUGCGUUUGGAGAGAUUACAAAUUGAUGAGCAGUUGCGACAGAUUGGAGCUAGUUCUAGACCACCACCAAAUCGUACAGAUAAGGAAAAAGGCUAUGUGACUGAUGAUGGUCAAGGAAUGGGUCGAGGUAGUAGACCUUACAGAAAUAGGGGGCACGGCAGACGCGGUCCUGGAUAUACUUCAGCUCCAACAGAGGAAGAGAGAGAGGUAGUAGAGCUGAUAUUCUGGAGUCGGGGAGAGAGACACCUACUCCUAAGGCCAACCUUGAACCUAACCCCUAAUCCCUCUCCCAGCAGUCUGUUCUUUAUGCUGUUGAAGUCCCCCGUCACCGUGGAGCUCUUUUCCCCACUCCCAUCCCUUAUGUCAUUAACCCAGACCCUCAGGCAUAACAAGUUUAUUACAAUAAAUCCUUUAUAAUGAUCAAUUAUCCCAGUGGGAGUGGGAGGGAAGGUUGUGGACCAAGCAUCAGGCAAGCAUAUCCCCAUUCAGCUAGGUCCAAUCCCUUAUCGCACAAGAGACCCUUCCCUGAGAUAGUAGCCAUGGUGGCCACCUUUGCCACCCUCUCUGAGGUGACCAAAAUGUAUGCAUUCCCCUCUGUGCCUGGGCCAAACCUUGUUAAAAGGAACCCUCUUUAUAGAGGUUUUGUUGAUCAAGGUAUUGCAUUUAACUGUUGUAGACAACUUUUCCUCCAGAGAGCACAGAUGUUUAAAGGAGCACAGCUGUUUAAUGAUGUGGCAUACUCAGGUUUGAACUUAGAUGGCUAAUAAAAUCUUUUAUUUUUUUUAAUGAGAACCAAAAAUGUUUAAAACAAAAAUUACCUCAAAUAUUGUGGAGACCUUCAUUUUGAAUUUAAGAUAAUUUGUUUUACAAAAUGGAAGGUGAUAAUACUCUUUGGUGGGCUUAUAAAUUGGGAAGAGUAAUGGAUUACCCCUGAAACGUCUCUGGAAGCUUCUGUUAACCUAACUUUUUUUUUAAGUCGGACAACGGUAUAUAACUUUUAACUCUCGAUAGGAACUAAUUCUGAAGCAUCAAAUGCUUCUGAAACAGAAUCUGACCACAGAGAUGAACUCAGUGAUUGGUCAUUAGCUCCAACAGAGGAAGAGAGGGAGAACUUCCUGCGCAGAGGAGAC
Messenger RNA from Aethalodelphis obliquidens (Pacific white-sided dolphin), 2661 nucleotides. RefSeq names its product fragile X messenger ribonucleoprotein 1 (gene FMR1). The record is from RefSeq and is a predicted model, not a curated record. Bases 245 to 1948 code for a protein of 567 amino acids. The transcript has 15 exons. Gene Ontology annotation, molecular function: mRNA 3'-UTR binding; translation regulator activity. Gene Ontology annotation, biological process: regulation of translation at presynapse, modulating synaptic transmission; regulation of mRNA stability; animal organ development. Lineage: Eukaryota; Metazoa; Chordata; Mammalia; Artiodactyla; Delphinidae. Gene Ontology annotation, cellular component: neuron projection; nucleus; cytoplasmic stress granule.